This is a messenger RNA of Myxocyprinus asiaticus (Chinese sucker), 4308 nucleotides long. Its product is annotated as A disintegrin and metalloproteinase with thrombospondin motifs 10-like. The transcript has 25 exons. Gene Ontology annotation, molecular function: metalloendopeptidase activity. The record is from RefSeq and is a predicted model, not a curated record. Gene Ontology annotation, biological process: proteolysis; extracellular matrix organization. NCBI's taxonomy places the organism in Eukaryota, Metazoa, Chordata, Actinopteri, Cypriniformes, Catostomidae. Bases 418 to 3744 code for a protein of 1108 amino acids. Gene Ontology annotation, cellular component: extracellular matrix.
UAACCGACGCGCAAGCAGAACUCUGUUGCUCUUUUCAGCGUUUAGACUGAAGGCAGCAGGGAAAUCACAAAGCACCAGAGCACAGUAUAACGGGUCAUCUAAGCAUGUGGUAGCUGAACUAGCCGGUGUUGAAGGAGGACGACAGACAAGACGGAGGUCGGAAAACCUCAGGGGUCGCCAGACUGCCCAUACCUGGACAAUAAAACGGGAGGCUCUUCAAAUUUAUGAGCCGUGGUUGUACACAUCUUAUGCUCCACCUCCAACUCUGAGAGGCGAAGUGAGACAGGAUCCACAUUGAAGUGAAGCCGCUAUGGCCCCCGAAUACAGUGAGUCACUCUGGUGAGUGUGGGCCGUCACAGGCAGAAGAAAUGUUGGGAAAGAGGGCUGGACACCUCACUGAAGCUUGCUGUAGUAACCAUGGAAACGGUGUGGAGGAGUUUGGCCUGCGUUGGCAUCAUCGCCAUGGUUGCCAGUGGAGUGGCAGAGAGUUGGAGUCCUGAGGAGUUUGCUCAGUCUCAAGCUGACUUUCUCUCAAGCUUGGGCCAGUAUGAGAUCGCCAUCCCAGUGCGUGUGGGGCCGCAUGGGGAAACACUGUCAAAAGAGGCGACCCCUCGUGGGCAUGGCCGACAGCGGCGUAGCACAGAAACACAGCACGUUCCAGACCCACAGCUGUACUAUCAGCUCUCCACUUCAAGUUCUGACCUCCUCCUCAACCUCACCCUGCUGGGAGGACUGCUUUCGAGACAGUUUCGUGUGGAAUACUGGAAGAGGGGUCGUCUGGCCUGGAGUCACCCAUACUUAGCCAACUGCCACUAUGUGGGUCACCUACAGCACCAGCCUCACUCUAGUUCUGUGGCUCUUAGCAACUGUAAUGGCUUGCAAGGGGUCAUUGUAGCUGGUGGUGAGGAGUACCUUAUCGAACCCCUGGUUUCUGCCAAAAAUUUCACUAAUGAGGAUGGCAAAGAAGGGCGUCCCCAUGUGGUGUAUAAACGGUCGUCUCUGAGAUACCAGAAUUUGGACCAGUCCUGUGGAGUCAUCGAUGAGAAGCUUAUUAAGAGUUAUGGGUGGUGGCAGAGAACAAUAAAGCCUUCACCCAAUCAGAUGGGGCGGGGCCAGUUACCACUUAAGCGUUCUGUCAGCCGAGAGCGCUACGUCGAAACCCUGGUGGUCGCCGACAAGAUGAUGGUUAGCUAUCACGGCCGCCGUGAUAUUGAGCAGUACAUUUUGGCCGUUAUGAAUAUUGUUUCCAAACUGUUCCAGGAUUCUAGCCUGGGGAACGCAGUGAACAUCGUUGUGACCAGGCUUAUUUUACUCAUGGAAGACCAGCCCACACUAGAAGUUAACCAUCAUGCGGGAAAGUCUUUAGACAGUUUCUGCAAGUGGCAAAAAUCCAUCCUUCACCGGAACGGCCACGGCAACGCCAUCCCUGACAAUGGAAUCGCUCACCAUGAUACAGCAGUGCUUAUCACCAGAUAUGAUAUCUGCAUCUACAAGAACAAACCCUGUGGAACACUUGGACUGGCACCUGUUGGUGGUAUGUGUGAGCCAGAGAGAAGUUGCAGCAUCAAUGAAGACAUUGGUCUUGCCACUGCUUUCACCAUUGCACAUGAGAUAGGACACACGUUUGGGAUGAAUCAUGACGGUGUUGGCAAUGCAUGUGGGGUGCGCAGUCAGGAGACCGCUAAACUCAUGGCUGCCCACAUUACUAUGAAGACUAACCCCUUCGUCUGGUCAGCCUGCAGCCGUGAUUACAUCACCAACUUCCUGGACUCUGGCAUGGGUUCCUGCCUGAACAAUGUUCCCCCCAAGCAAGAGUUUGUUUACCCCACCACAGCCCCUGGCCAAGCCUAUGACGCAGACGAACAGUGCCGCUUCCAGUAUGGAGUGAAGUCUCGUCAGUGUAAAUACGGGGAAGUGUGCAGUGAGUUGUGGUGCAUGAGUAAAGGGAACCGCUGCAUCACCAGUAGCAUCCCGGCUGCCGAGGGCACCAUCUGUCAGACCAGCACCAUUGAGAAAGGGUGGUGCUACAAAAGAUUAUGUGUUCCGUAUGGAACUCGCCCGGAGGGUGUUGACGGUGGGUGGGGCCAUUGGUCUCCAUGGGAGGAGUGUAGUCGCACCUGUGGGGGUGGAGUCUCAUCCUCCAUUCGCCACUGUGACAGUCCCAGGCCAACGGUUGGAGGAAAAUAUUGUCUGGGCGAGAGGAAGCGAUUCAGAUCCUGCAACAUUGAUGAGUGCCCGGCCGGAUCUCAGGAUUUUCGGGAAAUUCAGUGCUCGUACUUUGACAGUGUUCCUUUCCGGGGGAAGUUCUACACCUGGAAACCAUACAGGGGCGGAGGGGUGAAGUCAUGCUCGCUGAACUGCCUGGCAGAGGGCUAUAACUUCUACACCGAGCGUGCACCAGCUGUGGUGGAUGGCACACCCUGCAGGGACGACUCUCUAGACGUUUGUGUGAAUGGCGAGUGCAAGCAUGUGGGCUGUGACCGGAUCCUGGGUUCAGAAGUUCGAGAAGAUCGCUGUCGCAUUUGUGGAGGAGAUGGCAGCAGCUGCCAGGUCAUCGAGGGAGUUUUCAAUGACUCCUUAUCCGAAGGAGGUUAUGAGGAGGUGGUCAGGAUACCCAAAGGGUCUGUAUUCAUACACAUCCAAGAGCUGAACAUCUCUCUCAAUUACUUGGUGUUGAAAAGCAAAGGGGAGCAGUACUUUAUCAACGGCAAGCUGACGAUCGACACACCACGGCGCUUUGACAUCGCAGGAACCACCUUCCACUACCGUCACCCCCCCAAUGAACCAGAGACCUUGGAAGCACUAGGGCCCACCAACAUGACUCUAAUUGUUAUGAUGUUGGUCCGAGAGGAAAAUCCCGGGAUCCAUUACCGUUUUAACUCACCGGUCAACAGAGAUCCACUGAGUGGUUACACCUGGCAUUAUACAUCCUGGUCCCGCUGUUCUGUGCUGUGUGCAGGAGGGGUUGAAGUUCAGCAAGUGGUGUGCAAGAAGCAAGCUGAUCUCUCUGUGGUGUACAACCACUUCUGUGACAAGAAGAACAAGCCCAAAGACAAGAAAAGACCAUGCAACUCGGAGCCUUGCCCUCCAACGUGGUGGACAGGAGAGUGGUCUGAAUGCAGUAGGAGUUGUAAUGGAGGAGUGCGCACACGAGAAGUUCUAUGUAAGAGGAAGAUCUCUGCCACAGAGGAGAAAGUCCUGGAUGACUCGGCCUGCUCCCUACCACACCCUUCCAUUACUGAACCCUGCCACAACCACACCUGCCCCCCAGAGUGGCACGGGCUGGACUGGUCUGAGUGUAUUCCUAGCUGUGGUCCGGGUUACAGGUACAGGGUGAUUCUGUGUAAAAGUGGAGAGAAUGGUGAAACACUGCCUGAGUCAGACUGCCCGAAACAAAGCCGUCCGACCAGCAGGGUGCGCUGUAACAUACAACGCUGCCCACCACCUAAGUGGGUUAUAGGACCCUGGGGAGAGUGCUUGGCUAGGUGCGGUAUGGGUCAGGAAAUGCGUUUAGUGCAGUGUCUGACACAUACUGGUCAGCCGUCCAAUGAAUGCCCUGAGUCACAUCGGCCCGCCUCCAUGCAGCAGUGCAAGAGCAAGUGUGACCACAACGGCCCUACAGAUAACCCUGAAGAGUGUAAAGAUGUGAACACAGUGGCAUACUGCCCCCUGGUGCUCAGGUUCAAAUUUUGCAGCCGCCCAUACUUCAGACAGAUGUGCUGCAAAACCUGCCAAGGACACUGACCUCCCUCUCACUCUCUCUCUCUCUCUCUCUCUCUCUCUCUCUCUCUCUCUCUCUCUCUCUUUCUCUUUCUCUCACACUCUUGCUCUUUUUUUUCCCCUCCUCUGUCCCUCCCUUGUUCUUGCAUGGCCAAAACCGCCCAUACUCAGCAUUCCACUGAGGGAGUGUUGUUAACCACUGGCAGACGGACAUCAUUGUGGGAGAGAGUGUGGAAGAAAUGAGAGCGAGAGAGAUGGAGAGACAUGAAAAGAGAGAGAGAGAGUCUGUGCUGCUCUCUCUCUCCCUCAGACCAGCUGCUUUAGCACUGCUGCUGUGAAUACCAGUCUGCCUGGAAGACAUCUGUCAGUAUCUCUUUUGCUCUUAGCAUGGUGCUUUCGGCCAUCAGUUUUCAUACAGAAAGUGUUUGCGUGAACUUUUUCACACUUGCACUGUUAGUUCUCAGUGUAUUGCUAAUAGUUUUGUCCAUUAUUUUAAUGUGGUAAAUGAUGCAUUUAAAGACCAAUUGUCUUUAUUACCAGUCUUAAAGGGAUAGUUCACUUAAAAAUGAAAAUUCUCUCAUCAUUUAC